AUGUCGUUCAGUUACGUCGAUGCUCGGAUCUUCCGGCAGCAUAGUUUUCCGAAGAGGGGGAAGGGCGACAUUUAUCCGUCCAGCACUCCAGGUGACGCAUUCGGUUCUCAAACCGUUCGCCAACAGCCUGUAAUACAGCUGGCAAACGGUACUCCUCUGCGUUUGGCUACCUGCAAUCUCAUGGUCGACACUCGUCUGAGCGAAGGGGCAUGUCAUCUACCCCCAUUAGAUGCAAGCAGGACCACGAGCCGAGAUGAAGGCCUUCCAUCAAUAUCUACUAUCGGUGUCUUCGACUCACCGCGUGCGCGAUUCCAGUGGUCGUCACUGCAAGCUUAUUCCCAGAUGUCCGCACCGCCAGUCAUCAGUGUUGCUCCCGCUCGGUCCACGGUGACCCCCCAGGGUUACCGUAGUGACAGUAGCGACUACAGACACAGCUCAAUUUCACCCGCUCCAUCUGACGCUAGCUCACGCUCGCUGAAGAGGAGGGAGCCCGAUGACGACGUACGUGCUGCACCCCGCCAGAAGAUCAGUAGGGCGAGUUCUGCGGUCUUCAACACGCUGAUCACCCCGCUCUCUGCAUGCACGGUUAAUGACCAUAGAUCGUCCAGCCGCCGGCACAGAUCGAUUAGUGCUGGACGAACUCCGCAUGCUAGGCAGUCUAAGGCCCGGCCAGCCUCUAGCAGUGCUAAGAGACCGGCGGUCACUAUGAAUGCCGAGGAUGGAGAGGACAGCGAUGGCGCCGGCAUCAUGUCAAACGUGUCGGACGCAGGUUUCUCAGUGUUGGACAUUGGGGAAGCCGAGAAUUUCUGGAAGGAUUUCAUCACGAAUAAAGACGGCAAAAUAUCCUGCAAAUGGGUCGACCGAGCAACCGGCGUCUGCGGCUACUCAUCGAAGAAGCACCUCGUCAGACGCCACAUCGAGAACACUCAUCUGAAAAUAAAGUCAGGCUUCUCUGAAUGGUGUAGCAGCGACGCUGACGAUUUCCUUCAUCUGUAG
This is a messenger RNA of Punctularia strigosozonata HHB-11173 SS5, 996 nucleotides long. RefSeq lists its product as uncharacterized. The transcript is spliced from 5 exons. NCBI's taxonomy places the organism in Eukaryota, Fungi, Basidiomycota, Agaricomycetes, Corticiales, Punctulariaceae. The record is from RefSeq and is a predicted model, not a curated record. The coding region runs from base 1 to 996 and encodes 331 amino acids.